This is a messenger RNA of Suillus discolor, 1770 nucleotides long. RefSeq lists its product as uncharacterized. The transcript is spliced from 16 exons. The record is from RefSeq and is a predicted model, not a curated record. The coding region runs from base 176 to 1492 and encodes 438 amino acids. NCBI's taxonomy places the organism in Eukaryota, Fungi, Basidiomycota, Agaricomycetes, Boletales, Suillaceae.
AAAUCGGCUGGGCUCUGCGGGGAAAUAAUGAAAUCAGUUCAUUCCAUAUAUACAUACUCAAGUCGCAGGCCCUGCCUUCCCAGCAUUUUAGGUUCACCUUUCAAAUCCAACUCCUUGAAAUCGCACUCUUGCCAUCGUCGAGUGCUCCCUUUCCUUUGGUCCGUUUCAUUCAGCCAUGAGUAGUGGCUCGCCUACCGCGUAUCUUGUGUGGUCUGUACUAGCAUGCUUGUUCUUCUGUUUCCUCAUAUUUCAUCUUUGGGAAUAUGAUAGAUUCCAAUGUCUCAAGUGGAGCGAGUCCGGGAGACAGCCUGGCGCAUUCAAACGGUUUAUGUCGUACACCUACAUAGCAACCUUAACCUUCCUCGUGAUGUUCAACGUAGCAUACACAUUCAUAAAGUUCAAAGAAGGUUUUGUUAUCACCCCAGACGGGACUAUCUAUCCAAAACCCAUCGAGUUAUAUUCAACUACUCACAAAAAGUGGAUAUUGCCUCUUCUGUUUUUGUUCAGCGCAGCCUGGGCCUGUGAGAUUAUCACACACUGGGAAGAAUUGACAUUCUGGCUCUUCAUCCUUCAUCAAGGCCCUAAGAUACGGCGUUGGUUUGACAGCUGGGAGUUCCGAGUUUGGCUACUUGGCACAGUCGUAGCGGGGCUAGGAAUGCCCUUGACUACUCUUAUUUCCCGUCGGGAGCUUGAUACGUGUCAGGCUUGGAUUUUUCUGGUCGGAUCGUCUGCCUCGACGGCAACUACUAUUUUGUUUCUGUAUGUUCUUGCAAGGUUUCCAGCUUUCAUCCGACGAGUGAAAGCGGAUGGAGGAGAACCAAAAAUUGUCUUACGCCUCGUAAUGUUUUAUCAGUUGAACUUCGGACGAGUUUUGUUUAGGUUCUUGUUUACUAUUCCGCUGUUCAUCUUGGCACUGGAUGGUGUACAAGGAAGUCAUUCGAUCAAUGAAAGUCCUUUCUGGUCAGAUUUUUUGAUUUUGUUGGGUGGAAUCGGUUGUUUUGUCUCUUCGUUCAUGACCCUUUUGAUAUUCUUCCCCCGAUCACUCACCCAAGAGCUGGGUUAUACGACCGCUCUCAUACCGUCAACCGUAGUCGAUAAAACGGUAUCGGCUGACAUCAAUUAUGGUGCAGAUAACCAGCACAUCUCUUCGCCCAUGCAUACCCCCAAGGCCAUUGUCCACCCACCUUCUGUACACUCGUCUGAGCAUUCUCAAAGCGAAGACACGACGCCCGAAUAUGAAUUUGAAGAUUCGGCCAACAACACCCGUCAUUAUUCUCAUUCACAUGACGGACAUAUGCGAAUAAGACAGCCAUGGGAGCAAACGCAGGAUAUCGAGACAGACGGACAGUACAUGUUCGACCGACACUCCGGGUGUCUGGUGAGGCCACACUCCGAUGGUAUUGCGAUGGGUUUGCACCCUUAUGUUCGAACAUUCCGGUCACCAAUUGAUAUUUGUGACCUCGAGGAUGAUGACCACUCACUAGUGCAAUAAGGCCCAAAAACCCCAAAAUGACUUUCACGAGUCGUUCCGUGUUCCGUGUUCGGCGCCCUACGAAUUUACGCUUUGAUCUAUUGCAAUUGCCGGUUCCCACAUCUACCGCCACUUACCGCAUGUCAUCUAACGAUUUAAUGAUACCUUACCUACCACACUCUAUCUAUAUUCCACCUAUACUCCUGACAGUUAUCUUUGAAGUGAGAUACGCAGCCAUGUAAUCAUAUCUUGUUGUACUAUUAGUAGAAUUGGGUGCUCACCGGCACCACUCAGCGCAA